Messenger RNA from Dendronephthya gigantea, 8238 nucleotides. Its product is annotated as 5-hydroxytryptamine receptor 1A-alpha-like. The record is from RefSeq and is a predicted model, not a curated record. Gene Ontology annotation, cellular component: membrane. Gene Ontology annotation, molecular function: G protein-coupled receptor activity. The transcript has a single exon. Gene Ontology annotation, biological process: adenylate cyclase-activating adrenergic receptor signaling pathway. Bases 3452 to 4519 code for a protein of 355 amino acids. Lineage: Eukaryota; Metazoa; Cnidaria; Anthozoa; Malacalcyonacea; Nephtheidae.
UUCAUUGUGUAACCUUUUGUGAAGAUGUUGGCACGGAAACUAUAGUUGAAUAACUAUUAAUAGAGCAUAAAUCAGCUCUCGCUUGCAGUCCCUGCACUUUGGAUGCUCCGGCAGGCUCGCGCGUCUGUUGACAAUUAUAGUAAAUUCCUCUCUCACCUCAAAGACGAAAUUUUGGCAGGAAUUUUAUACGUGCGUGUAAAAGUCGAUACAAUAAUUUUGUGAAUUUUCAUCAUCGUUUACUGGCGCCGUAUCGAAUAUUCUACCCGGAAGGGCAGUGGAUUAACAGUCAGGUUAUAUAAUCGGGUAUGAUCUCAACAUUGUGCGCAGUUGGAAAAGCGAUUUGAGAUUACAACAGUAAAUGACGAUUGUUUGAUGAACGUGUGAAAUUUCUCCGUGGUCAUCCUGGGGUUUCUGUUUACAAUACACUGAAUCCUAACCUCUUGUUGAAAUAGCAAAGUUCAACUUACUUCAAACUAAAGACUUCGACCUCCGGUAUAAGUUUCAUCAACAUUGACAUUUUUUGUACAGAAUUUGCUAACGUGACCUCUAGGUUAUUGUAUAUGCAGGAGAAUUUUAAGUUGUGUUUAUGUUUUGUCUUACAAAAAGUGGCUGACCGGGUUGAACGACUGUUGGGAAAUUGAUACGUGGGACGCGAACGUGGUUUGGCUUCAACACGUAGAGACGGUAUUUUGCUAUUAGUUAUCUUCUGCCCUUCUAUAUACACGAUACGGGGAUUAGGGGGCUUAAAGGAUUAUUGUUGAUCAACUCAGAUAUGUAAAAGUUCAAAACGUGUCGGCCAAAGGAAAUUUGGCUUUCAUUACUGGCUUACUUCGUUUACAUCAAGUGAGCCGCAAGUAAAUACGUUUUGCAAGAAUUGUAUUUCAUGAGUCAAGUAACUGAAGUAAGAACUCCUCUUCUGUCGCAGAGCUGUUAUGCCUUGUUUUAAAAACUUGCAUAUACUGUCGUAACGUACUACGGAUCUCGUCAUCUCGCUAGUUUCUGAUAUUCACGACAGGGUUGAACUGGAUCAAAGCUUCUUCAAGAAAAACACAACAGUUCCUACGUUGGCUUCGAAUAUUUUGCCAUUUUGAUAAUUCCAAACGUCGAACGCUGCCUUGUUUCGAGUUACUAUUAAUUAUUCUGGUCGAAGGGCUGGCUUCACAAGAUACAAAACAGCAUAACCCAUCUUCAUUGGUCCCGUCUUGGACAAUAGAAAGCAGUUGGAACAGAUCAAUUAUCUGGAUUUCAACAUUAUCAGCUGAACUUGACAGGCGGAUCUGGAAUGGAUGGUAUCAUUAAAUUUGUACAGAACUGAUUUGGUCUCUUUUCGAAGUUCCCUCAUCCGCUUUCUGUUUCCAGCCUCGCAGAAACUGUACCGUAUAUUUCCACGUGCUCUGCGCACUAAUACACUGAGUCACAGUUCAACCUGUUCAGACACAUCUGGUUUUAAUCAGCUUUUGCUAACUAGCUUCGCAAACAUACUAAUAAAAGUCGAAUGACUGAUUGGUUUGCUCCACACUUUGAAGCACUUUGUCUAGUGGAUAUUCUCGGUAAUUUGUGAGAAAUAUUUCACACUCCUGCCAAGUCUAAGUCUGCAAGACAUAUACGCUUCGCGGUCAAAUCAACGUCGAUUAUAAUUUGAUAUAUCGUAUCCAAUCUACUCCUUCUUGGCAUAUUAUACAUAUACUGUUGUUAAUCGGAAAAUCAACAUCAUUUAGCAUUCCAGCAAUUUCCUUUCAUCUCCUGCCAAACGUUGGAACGUUCUCGUGUGCGAUACUUGAUACAGGAACGGAGGAACCGCGGCCGAGUGGAAAUAUAUUAUGUACUUUCAAGGAAAGGAAUUGUAGCAGCAGGUACAAGUGCAAACUUUGUGUAAACAAAUAUCCUCAGUCUCAGAAGAGUUUAAAAUUCGUUUAACUUUUUGGUCAAGUUUGCAUCUGUUUCUACUUCUGAAAUCGUCUGCUCACAUCAUUGGGACAUAAUCGCUAAUAUACGUAUACAUAACAGUCUGUUACUGGUACAUAAAGAUCUACAUGCAACUUCUUAAACGAGAAGCAAAUAUUGGAUUUUGGGACUCUAAUUAAAACGUGAACGUGCGUCCAAAAGUCUGAGGCAGGGGUCCUGUUUGCGUAGAAUUUAAUUGCGGAAUUAUUUGAUCGCAAUAAUAAGCUAUAAGUGUAAAGGCCAUUCUUUUAUGCGCGGGACAGAUUAAAAGAGGAACACAGCGCAAUAAAGUUUAAUUUAAUCUUGUUUCGACCACGAUAUAUAAUUGACCAUGAACAAUAUUUCUUGAAAAAAGCAGGUAGCUAUAACGACGAUUAGAGAGUUAUUAACUGCAAAGGCUUGCGCACCGAGGGGCAUCUCUUUGAUCGUGAGGAAGCACAUUAAUAAAUCAGCUUUCGUUGCAAGUGUUGAAAAACAGUCUUUGCUGACGAUACGUCGAGAAAACCGGUCACGGUUUCGUACAACGAUUUCGAGUUUCCCGAAUCAAGCUGCGGUCGUAAGCCAUUCGGUGGCAGGACCCUGGCAACUUGAAAUAAACAACUACGAAUAUAAAAACGAUUGUUUAGAGAGGCGCAUAAAUAAAACAUUUUGUGCCUUUUCGCUGACGAAGCUGCAUUAAUCAUACAUAUACAAGUCAGACAACGAUAUUACUUUUUAACAUAUCAGAGUCGAGAGAUUUAAUUGAUCAGGGAAUUUCAUAACUCACAGCGUGAAUUAGUGCGUCGGGUGGCAAAUUGGUUUUUAUUUCGAUUAUCGACAGGACGCUGCGUGCACAGAAUCGGAGUUUCUCGGGACGAGGUGUUAAAUUUACGCAUGACAGUCUCUUGAACAUAGACACUUGAAGAUUCUAUUUCCGAAGGCGUUCUCAAGGAGCUCUGAUAGCGCAUUCUACAAAAUUAUUCAAAGACGACUGUCAUUUUUCAUAUGGACACUUACAAAGCUCCAAGGUCCUUAAAUUACUUGUAAAAACAGGGACACGUAUUUAAUCAUUUAAUUUGACGGUGACGAUACAAGAGUUAUAGUGCAAUUACCAUAGUUUAGCGUUUACGGAAGGAUCAUAAAUAAUGGUGUGAAAGCCUCAAAAUACAGCUGUACUUGCGUUUAAAAUUCAAGUGGAAAGAAGACAAAGAAAAUGGUUGUAUUUUUAACUCCGAACGCGUGAUACACCAUUGAUAUUCUACGAGAAAAGCAGGGUUGUACUGGAAGAGAGCUAUAUAUAGUUUCUAGCUCCCCAUUGUGUGCAAAGAUUUGGUUUUCGAAUCGAGAUUUAUUGUGUUGUUUUAUAAUUGUCACAAAUUGCUUUUAUUUUAAGGCCAUGCAGUUUUAACUGCCAACUGCGUUUCUAGCAAUUGAAAUCACGCCGCCGACAUUGAAACAAAAGAAUCCGAAAAUCCAAGUCAUUAUAACAAAUACGAUUGUCGGAUUAAAAGUGAAAACAAUACAAAUUAUGGCAGCAACAAAUGGAACCGACGCCUUAACGUAUUCGCGUUUUUGGGAGCAGUUCCACGCGGGAUUCCUAAUCCUCGUGUCUGUCACAGCUUUAUUCGGGAACGGUUUCGUGUGCACGGCUGUGUACAAAGUUCGACGCUUGCAAAAGGUCUCGAACUAUUUCCUCGUGUCGCUGGCCGUCUCCGACAUCUUGGUGGUGGUGUUGGCCAUACCAUUUCGCAUCUACUUCGAACUGAACACCGUCUGGCUGCUCGGGAAACACGCUUGCAAAUUCUGGAUAUUCAUGGACAUUCUCUGCAACACCGCCUCUAUCGUGAACCUUUCUCUAAUAUCAGUGGACAGGUAUAUAGCUCUGUCCAAGUCCCUAAGGUAUCUGGCGAUUGCAACCGUCUCGCGAUGUCGCAUCGGUAUAGCGAUCGUGUGGGGAUUCUCGUUCACGAUCGCCACGCUAUCCUUGCACACGUGGUCGUCGGACGGAGGGUUAAUACAUCACCCAUUCUGUCGAAAGAACGAUAAAAUCUACUACACGUUCUCCACGAUAUUAGGGAUCAUUAUUCCACUUGUUGUGCUGAUUGUACUGUACUAUCUCGUGUUUAAGAUCGCGUUGAAACAUCACGUUAAGAUAAUGAAAAGCAAUUACAGCACUCCGCCAUCCUCAGAGGAUUGCGCCGAUCAGUCCCAGCUACGAUCUCGCUCGAACUCCAGCCCACGACGUUUCGCGAUACGGGAGCUGAAGGCGACCAAGACCUUGAUAAUCGUCGUUGGUGCCUUCCUGGUGUGUUGGCUUCCGCUGUGCGUGCUGGUGGUUAUGCAGCAGUAUGUGCCACAGUACAUCGAACGUUGGCCUCCAAAAACCCAAGAAAUAUUGGGACAGUUGCUCCUGUACAGCCUGCCAUUUUUAAACUCUUGUUUAAAUCCCUAUAUAUACACAUGCCAUAACUCAGAAUUUCGAGCGGUGUUCAAAAAAACCUUUUCAAAAAUGCUGCCUUUCCUGAAAUCACGGUCGAAAAAGGAGACAAAAAACACGUUUUGUACCGAGAAUGAUUUUGUGUCAACUGGUGUUUAAUGACAAUUGUGCAGUAUUUAGGCACAUUUGUAUUGUAUGGUCAUACUAUAUAUAUAUAUAUAAGCUAAAUUAUUAUAAAGUAAAGUUUUAAUUUUUAAAUUAUAAGUGCACGGACACGAUAAAAUAUAAUUAUAUAUAAAUAUACGCGCUUCAACACUGGGAAAUGGUUUUCCAAUACUGCAUGUAUUUCUAUAAAGAACGAAUAAUUGUUGAGUUGUAAAAUGCAUGCACGUAGCGCUGUAAAUGUCAAUUGAUAAAUAUACUUCAUAUGCAAGCUGAUAAAAACCGUAUGGAGACAUGCAAUACGCGUCGAUUCAAUAUCUCGUCAUGUUAACACGCGGCUUUUUGUACGGUAUAAUGCUUAGCAUAACAAGUCGCUGAUAACAUCAUGUAUGUAUGAUGCUGUGUAGCUAUUACUAGCUAAUGUGUAGACAUGUAUAUCAGUUUAUGUAUAUAUAUACAUGCAGGUUAUAUUGAGAUAUCUCCAAGCAUGAGAUUAAAGCUGGCGCCGUGGCUGGUGGUAUAUACAUCAAUUUUUUUUUUAAUUAUAACCUGUUUCGAACAAACUCAUUUAGCGUAAGUCGCGAGUGCUUUCGAAGCAACGGGAUAACUCAUGCAUGCAGUUGCGACACCACGUUAUCUAUACACGUCGUUGUUAAUUUAUAUUAGACACAUGCAAAAUGCGACGAUUGAUUGCUGUUCGGUGAUCGAUGUUUAAAAAUUCCUUCGUCAUGAUGUAUGUAUGCAUCAUGCCCAAACGACCUCGUGUUUUGUCGAACGUGGGAGGAUGCAUGUGCGAUUCUAAUUUCUGCCCCAAGUUCAACGUUAAACUUAUAAUCCUGUUAUAUACUGAUGGCUCCCUGAUCAUCCAGCGUAGACGUAUGUGGAGUAAAACUGGAUGGAUGAUAAGCUUGACGUUCAGAGUAUAUAAACACGAUGCUUCAAAGUUCAAAGUUAUAGUUUUGUUUAUGUUGCCUCCAGUAGCAACCGCGGAAUCCACAUGCACGAGAUGGCACUUGAACCCAUAAUAAACCGUAUACCUCUAGGGAGAACAGAUUGAAAGUGACAAGGCAUUUGAAUAAAAUCCAGAUGGACCGAAAAUAGAUUAAAUUUUCACCCCAAACUAUCAUCUGAUCUUUGAGACAAUGCUCAUGUAGUCUAUAUUCAUUAUAAAUGCUUUAAUACUUUUUUCGCAGUUGCUUGCCUUCUCGGCAUGGGGAAAAGAUAAAUGAAAAGAUAGGUCGUAAAAAAAUAUAUAAAAAAUGCCGCGUAUAAUUCUCGCAAAAAUACUGAUAAUGUUGUUUACAAGUUAAUGCUGGAGUUUUAUAAGCUGUUUUAUAUGCAUGUGUGCAUGGAUAUGAUAUAUGAAGCAGACAUUUGAUUUAUUCGUUUGUCAACAGGCCUAGAAUCAAGCUAAUGGCAAUGCCUGUCAAUAUGUGUUAAUUUCAACAGCAAAGCUAUAUAAAUUAGGCCCUUCUUUCUUCAUUAUUAUGUAAUUACGUUGCAUGUCGUUUUGAUAUAAAACAAUUCUGCCUGAAUCGACUGUAAAAAACGUAUAAUUUCAUAAGUAAAGCUGUCGAAGGAAGACUGCAUGCCUUUCGUAGACUUAAAUAUUAUUCAAACCGUUUUAUCAAUGAUUAUUAUCAUCUUGAAUCAACGAAACUGAUCCGCGUGCAUGAUAAAAAUAUGGAUGGUUUGGUUGCGGGUUUAGUUUUCCUUCCACUACUACAGGAGAAGGUGCGGACCUAAAAGUAGCUUUAAUAUACACAAAACCCAAGACUCGAUAGUUACAUCUGUCGUUUAUCGCUCAAGUUUUUACGAGAACGCCUCCAACAUGCAUAUAAUCGUGUUUUGAGAAAAUACGUUGAAAUGUAAUAAAAUAUGUAUGUGUAUGUAACCUCAGUAAAGGAAGUAAAAUCACCACGUAUUUUUAAGAAUCUUUUGAAGCAAAAGUAUUUCUUGGGUGUGCGUCAUGUAUUUGAUGUGGAUGUCUUUUGUACGUGGCGUUCUAUUUGUCUUAAAUGUAACUCUAUACGUAAUCUUUCUUCAGAUAACCUCAGACUAUGUUGUUAAUCGUCUGAAUCCACGUUUGUAUUGUGUGUAUAUCUUGUCCAAAUUUGUAAAUAGUUAUAUAUGUUAACCUUGUAGCUAUUGGGAGAAUGCCUUGGUUAGGGUUGUGCUCUGUCGCAAUCUCCCUUGUUGUCAAGUGUAAUAUUUAGACUUCACAACUAAAAUAAAGUAUACAUGUAUAUGUAUAUGCCAUAUAGGCUAUGGGAAAAACCCCAAUAUAAUACUUUACUCGUCAGAUAUAGUUUGGAAUCAAUUGGUUUCAACAACUGAAUAUAUAGCAAUCAACAUGCAUGAUUGACAAAUUGCUCGGAUUUUAGUUUUUCUCGAAUACUAUAACUAUAUAUCCGGAGGCUAUUUUCUUUGAUUCAGUUUGAAUUAAUAUAGUGCGUGAUAGGAUGUUUGAAAGGUAGUAAAUUUUUCGUAGGAAUAGAUUAUUCUUUUGUCAAUAUUUUUUUAUUAUUCCUUUAGUUCCAGAUGUUUUCAACGGGAAAACAGUAUGAGCCGAUAUACCUAUAUUGAUUAUACGUUUAUAAAUAUCUUUACGAAUUCGUUUUAGUCAAGAGCUUAAGACAAAUAGGAUGUUUGCGAUAUCGGCUACAACCUUUACUUAGAAUAUAUAUAUACAUAUAUAUUAUAUCAUGCAUAUAUGCUAUACCCUUUUUGGAUCUCCUAUAUGUAUUUAUAAACUCCAGUUAAAGUCUAGUCCAGUGGCCUUUCUCUAAAGUCAAUUCUCAUAAUUAUGUAGAAUUAUAUAUCCAUAUAUUAUACUGUAUUGAGACUAUAUUCCACACAAGUUUAUAUAGUGGGAAAAAAUUACGACAGGCUUCGCCUUCCGGGCUUGCUGCUGCCUGCUUGUACGUGCUGAAUUGCGGUGAAUCUUUGUAAAAAAAAUUAACACGUUUUUCAAACGUAUAUAUAAUUAAAUUCGACCGCCCCUUAAAUGAAAAAAGAAGUUGACAACCAUCCUGUUUGUUAAAUAAAUUAGAAGCUUGUUGCCAAGGCAAGAAAGUUUGUUAUUGGCAUACUAUAGUAGCAGAAACGCUUCGUUCAAAGGUUCAAACCAGUUCAAUCAAACCACAAAACAUAAAACUCUUGUUCUCAAACUAUUUCAGGCAAUGGUAUAUAUUUUUCUCCGGUAGAAUCACUCCUGAAAAAAACAUAUUUUUCAUAUUGAGAGAAAGUUAGACGUCCUGCCCACUUUUUAUAUGAUUGAUUGUUGCUAUAAUUCCUUUCAAAUAUUUGUAUUAAAUAAAGAAGUUGGAUGAACACAAUACUAGCAUAUAUAAUAUAGCAUUUGAGUAUAUAGCAAAAAGUGCCGAGUUUGACAUGACCUUGCUUCGUGUGAGUGGCAGACAGUUUGAAUGGCACCGCGUAUAACAGACGAUGGCUCUAUCCAAAUCCUUUUGUCCAUGCAGAUUGUCAAUUAUUGUGGAUAAAUGUCAUUUCAUGUUGUCCAACAAAAGUCUUUCAACACUCGAUAAACGUGAAAUAAAAUUAAGUCGAAUUGUUGCAUGCGUAUAAGAUAUAUACGAAUCAUAUUUAUGGCACCUAGUAUAGUAUAUAUUACUCGUAUAUCUAGUAUAUAUCUAUUUACAUCUAAAAAUUUCUUGUUCAAUCUGAAAGUCUUAUAUUGGGCAGGUAUAUUUCAU